Messenger RNA from Linum tenue, 4254 nucleotides. The record is from the annotation of a GenBank genome assembly. NCBI's taxonomy places the organism in Eukaryota, Viridiplantae, Streptophyta, Magnoliopsida, Malpighiales, Linaceae.
CUCAUGGCGGAUGGCGAUGUGCUUCCUCGAAAACUUCAUCUUCCUUCCUUUCUGGAUAUUCCCAAGCAAAGCAAUAAUAAUAAAGAAAGACGACGAGACGACCCGGCAUUUCUAGAAAGACUCCUCUCUUUUCAUUUCAUAUAUGGACAACUGAGAAAAAGGUUUGGGCCUUUUUGGGGGUCUUCGUAUUUUAAGGGAUUUCUCAGUUCCACCGGCAAUUUUCCCCGAUUAAUCGCCUGCGGUGACCAUGUGGAUUUACGGUCUCCUCGCUGUGCAACUGUUCAUCUUCCUCUGGCAACUCACCCGCAAACUUAAACCGCCAGUCAACUCUCUCGCGGCAGAGUCAACUCCAUCUUCUUCCGCAAUCUGUGACAAUAAUGGAGCAGCGCCGGUCCCGAUUGUGUACAAGUACGACGUGUUCCUGAGCUUCAGAGGGGCUGACACCCGCUUCAAUAUCACCAGCCAUCUCUACGCUGCUCUGAGAGGCCGCAGCAUCAUGAGCUACAUCGACGAUGUUAAUCUCCAGCGAGGGGUGGACAUCGUCGAUUCCCUGUGGGGAGCGAUCGAGCAGUCGCGGAUGGCCGUCAUUGUGUUUUCCGACAACUACGCCGAUUCCGGAUGGUGUUUGGACGAGCUCGUCAAGAUUGCCCAAUGCCGAAAAACCCUAAAUCAGGUGGUCUUGCCGGUCUUUUGCGGCAUGCCUCCCGAGGAUGUUCGAGAUCAGACCGGGAGUUACGGUGUUGCUUUUGCCAAGCACCGUCAGUCGACGGCCUCGCCGGAGAAAGUGAAGAUGUGGAGGGCUGCGUUGCAAGAGGUCGCCGGUAUUCCUGGCUGCGAGUCUCUCAAAAUCAGGGGCUGAGCUCGUCAAAACAGUGGUUGAAACUGUCCUAGCAACAUUGGAUCAGAUUUCCCCAGUUUCACAGUUCCCUGGUUUGGUUGGAAUCCACACCCGAAUUGACGAUAUCGAAUCCUUGUUGCACCUGGCUUCUGAUUCAGAAACCAGGAUCGUCGGAAUGUGGGGGAUGGGUGGCGUCGGCAAAACCACACUGGCCAGAGCUAUAUACGAUCAGUUCUCGUCCAAAUUUGAAGCCUGUCAUUUCCUUGGUGACUUCAGGCAAGAAUUGGAGAGGCGCUCUGAGCUCGACCUGCAACACGAGCUCUUCUCGACCCUACUGGGGGACGAUUACAACCAUCACACCGCUGAAAGAAGCACAAAUUUGGCACUAACUUAUGCCAAAAUGCGUCUCACUCGUACCAGGGUUCUUGUAGUUAUCGACGAUGUUGAGAACCCAGUAGCACUGCAUAACUUGUUGGAUAAGCAACCCCGUACUCUGUUUGGUCCUGGGAGUAGGAUCUUGGUGACGAGUAGAGACCACCAGGUUCUUCAGAAUGUAUGUGAUGAAGUCUACGAGGCGAAGGGGCUGAAUGACUACGAAUCGCUUCAGCUCUUUGCUUCGAAUGUGUUCAAGAAUGCUAUCUCUGACGAAUUCGUGGAGCUGUCAUGGCGAGCCAUAAAGUACCCAUCAGGCAAUCCACUGGCUCUCAUAGUCCUUGCAAAGGCUCUGUUUGGGAGAAGCAAGGAGUACUGGGAAAGCAUAUUGCUGAGGCUUCACAGAGGGGAGCCGAACCAAAAAGUUCAGAACGUGUUAAGGAUAAGUUAUGAUGGUUUGGAUCGUGAUGAGAAGAAUGCCUUCCUAGACGUAGCAUGCUUUUACAAAGGAGAGAGUCGAAGGCAUGUGAAGUCCAUGUUAGAUGGUGCUUAUGGAGAUGGGUCGUGGGAUUGUGAAACAUGAGUCUGAUGAUCCGGGGCAACGGAGCAGGCUUUGGGAUCAGAAUGAUGUCUACUCUGUGCUUACCAGAAAAGGGCUCCGUCAGUUCUUGCUAUUAUGUUGUUGAUGAGGCCGCCUUGAGGGUACAAGAGGCUGCCAUAUCAGAGCAACGUACCAACCGGAGCUGACGUAAGAAAUGAAAAUGCUAACAGUGAUUUAUUAAUAUGAGUUCAAUAUGUCGAUGUCCAAUAUGAUACAUAGGCGAGUUCGGGGAACCAAAUUGAAAUUGGUAUUUAGCCCUUCGGUAAUCACUUAUCUAACAACUUGGCAAGGUGUUCAUCUCUUAACUGUUUAUGUAUCAUGAUCUUCAGGGUACCAAAAGAAUCAAAGGUAUAUCUAUGGAGUUAGGGAAAGGCCAGAUGCAACUGGACUCGGAUGCAUUUGCAGGGAUGAGUCGUCUAAGGGUCAUUAGGUUCUAUGUGCCACGCCAUGGUUACGGCGAUUACACUGAGGUGCAGUUACCUGCAGAGGGGCUUCAGUUUCUUUCCAAUCGGUUGACGAGCUUCCAGUGGCCCCAUUUCUCUUCAAAUUCUCUUCCACCAACAUUCCGAGCAGAGAAUCUCAUUGAUCUUCGUAUUCCCUAUAGCAACGUCAAGCAUCUUUGGACUGGCGUCCAGAAUCUUGGGAACUUGAAGUACAUCGAACUCAGCUACUGCAAAAACUUGGUGGAGCUGCCGGACUUAUCACUGGCCAAAAGAAUCGAGGACAUUCAUCUCAUUGGAUGCGAAAGCUUGGUGGAGAUCCCAUCCCACGUCCAACAAUUACCGAAUCUAUCGAACUUCAACGUCUGGAACACCAAGAGCCUCCCUGACCUCCCAACUCAGUUCACAUCCAAAUCAAUCAAUUCCCUCUCCAUCUCCGCUGAGAACUUGCCUGCAGCCGCAAACUACGACCAACUAUACCUCGGCAUCCAUCCAGCAGAAGAACAAGAAGAACAGCUUGAUAUUAAUGCACCCAUACCAAGCAGAGUUCUCGACAUUAGAAACAGCUUGCACAUAACGGACCUCCGUUUGAACGGAACGAUGAUCCAAAGGCUCCCGGCAUCAAUCGAGCUGCUCACCGACCUCGUUCUCCUCGACAUUUCUAACUCGAAGCAUUUACAUUUCGUUUCGACCAACAUCUGCAAGCUGAAGAAGUUGGAGAACCUCGAUCUUUCGGGCUGCAUACGGCUGGAAACUUUUCCGGAGAUUUUAGAGCCCAUGGAAAAGCUGGGCCACUUGUUCCUGGGAGGGACGUCGAUUACAGAGUUGCCAUCUUCGGCGGUUUAUAAUCUGGUGAACAGUACAGCGGUGAAUCUCAAAAACUGUAGAAAGCUUGUUAGGAUUCCUGAAGAUAUUCAGUUCUUUGAUAACUUGACGCUGAUUGACAUAAGGGAUUGCGAGAGGCUUGUAUGUUUGCCGAGGCUGCCGCUGCGAGUGAAGACGUUGAAUGCGGAUGACUGUGUUGCUCUGAGCGAGUUUCCGGAAUGUUGGGAUCUGCGGGACCUUGUGUCUUUGAGACUCGGGAACUGCUUCUUACUUGACCAGGAUGCGAUCGUUGGAUGGAUGGUGAAUGCCUUUGCUGAUGUUCAGAGAAUAGCGGCAGAGAUGUACUUCCCGGGAAGUGAAAUCCCACAUUGCUUCCAGUACAGAAGCAAUGGGUCCGAGGUCACCAUCCAGCUGCCGUGGAACAUGGACGAUUUCCUUUAUGGGAUCAAAGGAAUCGCUUACUGUUUAGUCGUGGAGGAUGAUGGCAGCUGCCCUGUCUCAGAUGACACUGAGGACAUGCGUAUUGGCAAAUAUAGCACCACCAUACCCUCCCUCGAGUGCCAUUGGAGAACAUCUUCGCCACUGCCAUCGUCAUCCCAGUUUCGUAACUCAAGGGGGACAUGGUGUCACAAUGCCUUCACCAGGGGUUUUACGCAGUUCAAGUCCAAUCAUCUGUUUGUUACUUACAGGAGCAGAGAUCACGACCGCGAGAUAUUUGAUGCGCGAAAUUUGGGGCGUGAUGUGACGUUUAGUUUUCAGUUUUGUGAUGCUUGGAAGGUGAAGAAAGUCGGGGUGAUGCUGGUGGAGUUUGAUUAUGGUUAUGGUAGUUAUGAUGAUGGUGAUGUUCGCUUCGAUGGUAAGUUGAUGGAUUGGACUGCAGGUGGUGAUGAUCAGCCAUUGGAUUUAGGUAAUGAUUAUGAUGGUAAGCCAUUCUAUUUAGGUGACGAUUUUAAUGAGCCAUUGUAUUUAGGUGAUGAUUAUGAUGACAGGCCAAUGUAUUUAAGUGAUGAUUAUGAUGAAGAGCCUGUGUAUUUAAGUGAUCGCUAUGAUGAUGAGCCAUUGUAAUUUAGAUUAGUGCUUGUUUGGUUGGUUGGUUGUAUACUUGUAUUUGAGGGAUACAAAAAUUCAGUUAAUUUUCAGUCGUUGUUAAUUGUAUGCAUUCCUAACUUUACUCUUGC